AUGAAUAAAAUUAAUUUGACCAACAUUACAAAUAAUGAAAUAUUUACUUAUUCAACUAUUUUGAUUAAAGGAUCUGUCAACAUACACAACGAAUCAAGUAUAAUACUUAAACAUUACUCAAACAAUGGUAAACAACUGGCAGAAUCUCACUGGGCGGUUAUUAAAAAUAAAUUUAAAAUAAUAAUAGAAUUAAAAAUUGGCGAUAAUAUGUUGGUUUUUAAAAUCGGCAAUGAAGUCUUAAACACAAAAUUAGUAUACAAACAAAGAGUUACUAACUAUACUGUGUGUCCAGUUUAUAUAAUUUGUGCUGAUCAUGAUGGUAGAUUUCAGGCCCCUGUAAAUCAUGAUAAUUCUGUUCAAAACGCUUGCAAUAAAAUAACAUUAUGCUCCAAAUUAAUUCAAAUGUUGACAGCUGAAAAAAUGUAUGAAAAAGGUUUUGGAAAGAAAACAUUUCAAGUUGAAAAAGAAUGUCGAAUAAUUAAAAGCUCCUUGACAAGACGUACAGUAUUUAACAUGCAUCCUGAAAAAUUAUGGGAGUAUAUAGCUAGAGAGUUGACUAAUGGCCAAAAUUCUAAAACUAGAAAAUAUUUAGCCUUCCUAUCAUGUACCUAUUGGGAUGGACAGAAUUUACAUGGGCAUGUUGCUCUGGGUGGUGGUGGACUGGCAUUAUUUGGAACAGGUUGUCUCUACACUUGGCCUAGUAAGUUAGAGGAAGUUUUACCAUGUUUCAUGAACAUGGCAAAAGUCGAUACUGGCACAUUAUUGGAUGACAGCUGCUUCAGAGGAAAUUUUGGUGGAUGCUUUAGCACAACCUUAGGUUCUGUAUGGCAUGAAUUGGGACAUACAUUUGAUUUAGGCCAUUCAAAAUAUGGCAUAAUGGGAAGAGGAUUUGAUAAUGUUCAUUUGAUUUUUACACUGGACAAUAAAAAUAUUGCUCAAGAAAUAAAGCCAGCUAAUAAAGGAUAUAUAAUAUGUAUUGAAAAUUACUCAAACACUAUUAAUAUGAAGGAUGAUAUGUCUAAUAAUAACAAUACAAAUGGAAAUGAAGCAAUAGAUGAGUAUGAUUCAAAACACAUAAUUUGUUGGUCUAUGGGAUGUGCAUCAAUACUUUCCUUUCAUAAAUGGUUUAAUGAUUUUAAAGAAGAAAAUAACAAUGAAAACACUAUUGAUUAUGUAACUAAAAGAAAUUUAUUGACUUCAAGAAAUGGCUUAAGAGUGGUUCAAUUAAGAAGAGAGGAUGGGCUUGUCAUGCAUUCGUGGGAAUUUGUUAAAAAUAAUAACAAACGUACAUUUAUUCUUCCAGUACAGUUAGCAAAUAAAGGUAUAACUAUUGUUGCUGAAGAUUCUAAUGGAAAUAUCUUAAAACAUUUACUUUAAUUUACAUUACAUUUUGAGAAUAAG
Messenger RNA from Melanaphis sacchari, 1401 nucleotides. Its product is annotated as putative zinc metalloproteinase C607.06c. Lineage: Eukaryota; Metazoa; Arthropoda; Insecta; Hemiptera; Aphididae. The transcript has 5 exons. The coding region runs from base 1 to 1377 and encodes 458 amino acids. The record is from RefSeq and is a predicted model, not a curated record.